AUCGGAGAUCAGAUCCUUGAGGUGAACGGCCAGUCGUUUAUGGACGUCUCGCACGACGAGGCUGUCAACCAGCUGAAGCUCCACAAACGGAUGUCGGUGAUCGUGAGGGAUGUCGGAAAGGUGCCUCACUCUUGCACUGCAUACGACCAGGAUCCCUGGGAUGCUACGCAAGGGAGCAGUAGAGUGGGUAGAUCAGCGGCGCUGCAAAUGGUGGACGAGAAGGCCCGCUGCGUGUUGACCAAGGCCGAGUUCGCCAAGCUGUCCUACUACCUGGACGAGUACUCGGCCCGCCAAAUGGCCAUCGACGCAUUUGUCGCCGUCCUACUCGAACUGCUCAACACACCCGACAAG
Molecule: messenger RNA, 351 nt
Organism: Nilaparvata lugens (brown planthopper)
Lineage: Eukaryota; Metazoa; Arthropoda; Insecta; Hemiptera; Delphacidae
Product: whirlin-like
Exons: 2
Cellular component (GO): plasma membrane; stereocilium tip; cilium
Molecular function (GO): protein binding
Source: RefSeq, a predicted model, not a curated record